This is a messenger RNA of Austrofundulus limnaeus, 1021 nucleotides long. RefSeq lists its product as uncharacterized. The record is from RefSeq and is a predicted model, not a curated record. Gene Ontology annotation, molecular function: nucleic acid binding; RNA-DNA hybrid ribonuclease activity. Lineage: Eukaryota; Metazoa; Chordata; Actinopteri; Cyprinodontiformes; Rivulidae.
UUAAAACUCAGGGCAUGAGAAACUUAAAAGCACGUCUACAGUGGACGCAGCCGGCUGAAGAAGCUUUCAUUCACUUGAAACAGCUUUUGGCCAGAGCAACAGAUCUAGCUUUGCCUGACUACUCCUUGCCUUUUCAUCUAGAUGUUUCUGAAACAAAUGGAGCUGUAAAUGGCAUUUUGUUUCAGAAAAAGGGGGGUGAGAGACAGAUUUUAAUGUAUGCUAGUGUUUUGCUAGACAAUACAGAAAUAAGACACCCACCUUGCACCCAACUUGCAGCAGGACUAGCAAAAAUCAUCCAAAAAACAGUUCACAUUGUAAUGGGUCAUCCUUUAAACAUCCUCACCUCUCACAAUGUCGUAGCCUAUGUCAACUCACAAAUUUUCACGAUGACAUCAUUGAGACAACAGAGAAAGAGUAAAAUAUUAGGGGCUCAUAAUUUACUAUUCUCACAUGAAGGCAUAAACAUGGCUGACAGAAUGACAACAGGACCAACACAUGACUGUAUGAGAAAAGUGCAGACAGAAGAAAAAAUCAGGCCAGAUUUAGAGACAGAACACAUACCAGGCUCAGAAGUUUUGUACACAGACGGUUGUUGUUUCAGGAUGGAAGAUGGUAACUCAAAAUCAGGAUUUGCAGUGGUGAGACAGGAAGGUCAAAGGAUUGAGAUUCUGCAGUCAGGAAAGCUAGAAGGACAACAGUCAGCUCAAAAGGCAGAAAUUCAGGCAGUGGUAGAAGCUUUAAAGGAAAGAGCUGGAAAAGAGGUUACUCUGUACACAGAUUCAGCUUAUGCCUAUGGUGCAGUUCAUGUCCAGUUACCUCAGUGGAAAAGAGCAGGGUUCUUGACAGCAGGACAGAAACCCAUUAAACAUGAGAAGUUGAUGAAAGAGUUGGCUGAGAGUUUGUUACUUCCAAAGAAGGUUGCAGUGGUGAAGUGCAAAGGUCAUGACAUGACUGGGUCGGAAACAGCAGAGGGAAACAGGCAGGCAGACAGAGCAGCAAAAGAUGCAGCAGGAUACACAGG